AUGACUGUGCGUAAAGGAAAGUCUUUAGCCAUCUCCAUCCAGGAGCACAUGGCCAUCGACGUGUGCCCAGGCCCCAUCCGCCCCAUCAGGCAGAUCUCGGCCUACUUCCCCCGCCUGUCGCCCACCUCCUCCUUCUCCGAGCCUGUGUCGCCCAGUCACAGCGCCGCCACCCUGAGCCCGGGCCUCAGUAGGGGGCAUGGGGGCGUGGCCUCAGGGGCAGGUUGCGGGACUAGUGCCGGACUGUUGUCUCCUCUGUUGCCCGGGGCAGCAGGUGGUGGGGGCUCGCUGUCCGCCAUGAGCAGCAUGGACACUUCCAUCGAGAUCGACAGCUGCGACAGCGACGAUAACACUUCCUUGGGGACACUUGAGUUUGACCUGCUCUACGAAAGUGCAUCCAGCUCAUUGCACUGCACAGUAUUGAAAGCCAAGGGUCUGAAGCCCAUGGAUUUCAACGGUUUAGCUGAUCCUUACGUCAAGCUGCAUCUGCUGCCAGGGGCCUGCAAGGCCAAUAAACUGAAAACCAAGAUCGUUCGCAACACUCUGAACCCGGUCUGGAACGAGACGCUGACCUAUUGUGGGAUCACCGAGGAAGACAUGUACCGCAAAACUCUAAGGGUGUCUGUGUGCGAUGAAGACAAGCUGACACAUAAUGAGUUCAUCGGAGAGUCGCGGGUGGCACUGCGCCGCGUGAAGCCGAACCAGGCCAAGCACUUCAACAUCUGUCUGGAGCACCCUCCCCCUCUGCCUUCACCAACUGCCAUGAGCUCUGCGCUGAGAGGGAUCUCCUGCUACUUGAGAGAGUGGGAGACAGAGCAGCAGAGGAGUUUGGAGGAGAGAGGGCGUCUGCUUCUGUGCCUGCAGUACCUCCCUCCAGCCACAGAGGGAGACACAAAGGGGGACAGAGCUCGUGGAGGGCUGUGCGUCGGGGUCAAGCGCUGUGCACAUCUCGCCGCGAUGGACGUCAACGGCUUUUCAGAUCCAUAUGUGAAAACGUAUCUCAAGCCAGACGUGCAUAAAAAGUCCAAGCACAAAACAGCGGUGAUAAAGAAGACUCUGAACCCGGAGUUUAAUGAGGAGUUCUUCUAUGAAAUCUCCUUCUCGGAGUUGGCCACAAAGACGCUGGAAGUCACAGUUUGGGACUACGACCUGGGGAAGUCCAACGAUUUCAUAGGCGGGGUGUCCUUCGGCUGCCACUCUCAGGGCGAGGCGUUGCAACACUGGAUCGACUGUCUGAAGAACAAGGGCACGAAGGUGGAGCGAUGGCACACUCUGACCAACGAGCUGCCGGGAUCCACGGCGCAGGAAUGA
Knipowitschia caucasica is the source of this 1308-nucleotide messenger RNA. Lineage: Eukaryota; Metazoa; Chordata; Actinopteri; Gobiiformes; Gobiidae. The record is from the annotation of a GenBank genome assembly.